CUCCGCCCCCUUACCCUCCCUCCCCCCUUCCUAAAGUUGCUCUAGUGAGCCAGGCCUGGAUUCUGGGCGAGAAAAAUGGAGGAGCUGCUGAAGCGAGAGCUGCCGACCUCCACGGCCACGGCCACGGGCCACUCGGCGGGCGGGUGCAUUAGCCAGGGCCAGAGUUACGACACCGACAGAGGCCGAGUAUUUGUGAAAGUGAACCACAAGUCAGAGGCCAAAAAAAUGUUUGAAGGUGAAAUGGCAAGUUUAUUUGCUAUCCUGCAAACUAACACGGUGAAAGUACCCAAACCCAUGAAAGUAAUAGAUAUGCCAGGAGGUGGGAAUCUACUAGUGAUGGAGCAUUUGGACAUGAGAUAUUUAAACAGUCAUGCGGCAAAGCUUGGAUCACAAUUAGCAGAUCUACAUCUUCAUAAUAAGAAGCUUGGUGAGACUCUCAGGAAGGAGGAGAAAACUGUUGGGAAAGGAGGAGGGCAGGCAGAACUUCAAUUUGUGGACCAAUUUGGGUUUGAUGUGGUAACCUGCUGUGGAUACCUCCCUCAGGUGAAUGAUUGGCAGAAUGACUGGGUAACAUUUUACGCCAGGCAACGAAUUCAACCCCAGAUAGACAUGGUGGAGAAAGAAUCUGGGGAUAGAGAAGCAAGAGAACUUUGGUCUCAGCUGCAGUUGAAGAUACCUGGCAUGUUCCAAGGCCUGGAAAUUAUACCUGCCCUACUCCAUGGAGAUCUCUGGGGAGGAAAUGUCGCAGAGGAUGUGUCUGGACCAAUUAUUUUUGAUCCAGCUUCCUUUUAUGGUCACUCAGAGUUUGAGCUUGCCAUAGCUGGAAUGUUCGGGGGCUUUGGCAGCUCUUUUUACUCAGCUUAUCAUAACAAAAUUGCUAAAGCUCCAGGGUUUGAGAAGCGACUUAAGCUCUAUCAGCUCUUUCACUAUUUGAAUCAUUGGAAUCAUUUUGGAUCAGGGUAUAGAGGAUCUUCUCUGAAUGUAAUGAGGAACCUCAUAAAAUAAGUGCUCUCUCUGUUGGUGUUCUGGCCUCAGCCCACUUUGUUAAUUCUAACAGUAUUAUUUCUCUAAGGAGGUAUGUAACAUUAGAGUCAAACAUCUAGAGUCUAGGAUUUCUUUUGUUCCUGUCCUCUCUUCCCCUAAACAUCGCCAUUUCCCCAAAGGAAUAGGGUUUUUGUUUUUAACUUUUUCCUGUAAUUAGAGUAGCUUAAUAUUGAGCUUCUUGAUCUAAAACCCAUAAACACAUAUAGUAGCUUAUUUACAAGCCAUGAAAAAUACCUCACAGCUUAGAGAAAGAUUUAAAGUUGAAUAUGUUGCUAUAUGCUAGAUAAAGGAAGCUAGAUUAAGCUAUGCUACAGGAUAAAGAAACUGUGAAGUAAUAGAUGGCAGCAUUUAGCCAUCAUGUUACCAAGAUAGAAAAGGAAAGGAUAGUAAUCAAGCUUAUUUGAAGUGUGAAUAAGAACGUUUGAUGAUAAAUAAAUUCCCUGAUUUCUUCUUGAUUACUUAAACAUUCAUUUCAAUUUUUGUAGUUCUUAGGUGAAUCCUUUUAGUGUGAAGCAGAUUUUCCUAACCAUGGCCAGUUAUUGCAAAUCAUAAGAAGUGGUCACUUCUGCUUUUUGAUUGGUAUGGCUUAAAUCUGGAAAUGAAAGCCAUUAAUUAGAAGCUUCACAAUAUUCAGAAUUCCUCAAUCUAAUAAAAAGGAUUGUAGCAGCCUCUUGCAUUUUCUAAUAGUGUUCUUCUUUCCCUCCCCCCACCCCCACCUCCCACCCAGAAGGGUCUAGAAUCUCUUUACUGAUCCAAGAACGAUUUUUCAAAUACAAGAGAUCAAGUGUUUCCAUUUUGAUGGCAGUAAUGUAGGUUCAUGAAUUGAGGAGCAUAAAAAGUUUCAGAGAUACAACUAUUUCUCAGGCCACCUAUAGAUCUGUUAUUUCAGAGUACUUUUGAAGGAAUAUGUUAAUUUGCAUUCCAUUGCCCUAAGAUUUGCCAAUCAGAAAUGUUAUCAUAAUGGAAUUGCUGAGUUGGGUCUAGAUUUUACCAUGCAAAGGGGACUUCCAGAUUACUUAGACACAUUUCUUUUUUUUUUUCUGUUGCUUCCUUUGCUAUGUGGACUGUUGUAUAGAAUGACAUGAGCUUUAAAAUGCUUUAAAGUAGAGUAAUUUAUUUGCUUUUUUAUUCAUCUUGUCCUCUCAUUUUCCUAAGCCUGGUCAGUUACCUUAUUUUCAUAAAGAGUUUUGAACCAAAUUGUAAACUUACUUCCUUUGCUUAGUAUUUUAGUAAUGUGGUAAAUUUAAAGAAUACUAUUGAUACUUAUCCCCCUUUUGCCAUAAGAAUUUGAAUGAUCUUUCAGCUGUUUCAGUGAGUGAUAUCUGGUGAUGUAUUUACUUUUGCUGUUUGUCAAUGAUUUGGCUAAAUAACAACUGUACCAUUCUUGUUCAGCAAUAAAAUAAAUAAAGCUUAUUUCUUAAAAGAUG
Molecule: messenger RNA, 2471 nt
Organism: Dromiciops gliroides (monito del monte)
Lineage: Eukaryota; Metazoa; Chordata; Mammalia; Microbiotheria; Microbiotheriidae
Product: ketosamine-3-kinase-like
Exons: 6
Coding region: 76-1005 (309 amino acids)
Source: RefSeq, a predicted model, not a curated record